Molecule: messenger RNA, 522 nt
Organism: Trichomonas vaginalis G3
Lineage: Eukaryota; Parabasalia; Trichomonadida; Trichomonadidae
Exons: 1
Coding region: 1-522 (173 amino acids)
Source: RefSeq, a predicted model, not a curated record
AUGAAUGAAUGCAAUAUUACACAAAAUCGUGUCAAAGAUGAUAUUGGAGGCUAUUUAGUUCAAUCAAUUACAUCUGACUCAUACAUCACGAUUGUUAACCUUGUCGAAAAUAAUCAAUCAUCGGGUAAUUUUAAUCACCACUCAAUGAAUCAAACAUAUCCAUCAAAAUUUAAAAUUACUAUGUGUAAUUAUCUUCGAAAUAAAGGUACAAGUGGUCAAUUGAUCUAUUCCAAUUCAGAUCUUUUUAUGAGCUAUUGUUGUAUUUUUAAUAAUGAAAUUGAUUACAUUUUUAGAGCUAUUUCAAGUACAAUAACUUUUGAAAACUCAGUUACAGAUAGUGUUAGGUCAAUAAAUAUGCCACCAACCUUUAAGAACACAUAUUAUUAUAAAUGUCCUUUAUUAAACAAAUCUCCUUUCAAUUACCCUAACAAAGAAGAAGGAGAAUACUUUCCCAAUCCAUUUGUUAAAGGAAUUAAUAAUUUUCCUUAUCUCUUUGUAUUAUUAGCUUCAAUUUGUUCUUAA